AUGGCCGACUUUUCUACUACAGAGCUCAUUGGUAUGGAGCGACAUAUUGCCGUCGCCACACGUUGUGUUCAAGAUGCAGAAAGGACCAUUAGUGACGUCGCAAAUGCGAAGACUUCAGGCAAGGAGCUGGGAAGAAAGGUUUUGGACGCAACCAAUCAGAUCAUGCCCGUGAUGUCAGCCAUCGCCGAGUUACACCCUAUCGCAAAGACUGUCGUAGGCGUCUUGAAGAGCAUCACGCAAUUGGAGACAGACAGGCUGGCGAACGAUGUCCGGAUCAUGGUCGUUCAUCAUGCCAUGAGUCUCACCAUCUUUUCUCUUCGUCACUUGGUGGAGAUCAAGGUCUCUGAAUCGAUCUACGAAGCUUUGCGCGGCCCUCUCACAAGGCUCGAACAUAGUAUGCACGAUUUCGGGAACUUUGCUGUAUGGUACUACGGAGCGAGACGGAUAGUCCGAUUCUUCAAAGCUGCCGAGCUUCGCGAACAGCUCCAAACCUACGUGACCAACUUCAGCUCGCACAAGACCGAGAUCCACGACAUCGUUCGUAUUCAGACUGCGGUCACGGUCAACGGCAUCCGCUCUCAGAUGGACAACUUUGGAGGUAGCUUGGAAAAGAUACUGAGUACUUUGGGGGAGGAUGGAAAGAGAGAAUCGGAAGCGGCUCGUAUCAUCGAGUCGUACGGCUCCGUCAAGGAUGUCAUUGAGAAUGAGACGUGGUUAGGUGAGGUCGCUCAUAAACUCGGGGAGAGGUUGAGUGAAGGCGUCUAUGAACUCAUCAAAGAUGAGGACAUCAAGACGGUCUGGGAAGCAAUGAAAUGGCCAAGCUCUGUCAAGAGUCGCGUCUUUGUUAACGCCAUAUACGAUUAUUAUCGAGACAAGUUCAGACAUCAUUUCCGGACGAAUGAGAACGUAUUUGCGCACGACUUCUGGACCUUCCACAUCCUCUCGAGGGUGAUCUAUCAUUCAGCGAUAGGGGACGCCAUCGACGCAGAUAGUAGCGGAUUCAUAUGUGUCCAUGAGGUCAACACAUUCAUUAAAAAGUGUCCGCCUGGAUGGUCUCUUCCAGAAUGGAUCGCAUUAAGUUGGGCUAGAGGAUGGGACGACAGCAAUAUCGGCUACCACAAGAGGAUACAAGGACGUCUCUGUGACAUCGAACGCACCUACCGUCUGCAUUCGCCUACUAAAAGGCCUGUGAUAAAGAAUUUCGUGAAACUCCUUUCAUCUUUUGUCCACGCGAUCGUCUCGCGCUAUGCGGAAGACAAUGACGAUGUCUUCGCGAAGAUGGUUCGGGACGAGAUCUAUGCAGAAGAUCUCGGCCGUCUACAGUUGGAGUACCGUGAACAUGAGGAGGCUCGUCUCGAAAAGGUUCUGAAUGAGAUGGUGAUCGAUGACGAACCGUCUGUGAUCGCCAUCGUCGGCCAGCCUCGCAUUGAAUUGCUGACUCUGGCACAGUCCAUCUUGCCUUUCCUAUAUGUGUGGCUCCCUCGUGUUCAUGAUCUCGUCCAUCGUAUGGAAAAGAACGAUUUCCCUACAGCCGAAGACGAAGACAGCCUGGACGAACUCGUGACUGCUAUGACGUUCGUUAUGUAUGUGUUCAACGCGAGGAUGUUGGACCUUAGUAGGAGCUGGCGUCAGCAGCGUAUGAGCGUUUCGGUUCAGAUUGAAUCCUUCUGUGGUGGGAUAUUCAGCAACUGGUACGAAGAGGAACCUGGCAACAUAUUAGCGAAGCUGUUGAUACGCACUGCCGGUGUGGAUGACGAUAAUUGUGAGAGUGAUGAUGAGUAUAAGAGCGACGGACCAGAAACGACGAAAACCGAGGAAACCCAUCUGACCGGUGACUUAGAUCAGAAGGCGAGUAUAUCGACGCCUUGA
This is a messenger RNA of Stereum hirsutum FP-91666 SS1, 1869 nucleotides long. RefSeq lists its product as uncharacterized. NCBI's taxonomy places the organism in Eukaryota, Fungi, Basidiomycota, Agaricomycetes, Russulales, Stereaceae. The record is from RefSeq and is a predicted model, not a curated record. The transcript has 19 exons. Bases 1 to 1869 code for a protein of 622 amino acids.